Penicillium waksmanii is the source of this 939-nucleotide messenger RNA. RefSeq names its product Zinc finger C2H2. NCBI's taxonomy places the organism in Eukaryota, Fungi, Ascomycota, Eurotiomycetes, Eurotiales, Aspergillaceae. The record is from RefSeq and is a predicted model, not a curated record. The transcript has 6 exons. The coding region runs from base 1 to 939 and encodes 312 amino acids.
AUGCUACUCUACUGCUUUACAUCUAUAAGGACAGGCGAAGUAUAUAAGUCUAUAGCUCGGAGAGCCAAGGCAAGAAUACCUAAAGAAGACAAAAGGGAUAUAGCACUGGAGGCCCGCAUGAUAGCGGCAUACUAUAAGCAUUUUACACUUACUAUUGAGAGUAUGGAUAACGAGCCGAUGCUAGUUCUUACCUAUAACCGAAGAUUUGUAAAAGGGUAUUGGAGGAAGAAGGCACAGGAUAUUCCCACGUAUACUUUCUAUGAAACGUACCGAGAGGAUGUAUUCCUUUUCCUAAAUUUGCUUAUAUUCUUCUUGCCAAUGGAGAAAUAUUGGAUCGGGCUGAGGCUUACGCUAAGGCUAUUCCGUCGGAAAACAGGAUCCUGGAAGUUAUCUAUUUUGCUGAGAGUGUUUAUGAGACGCCAGUAUUCCGGCCGUACACUGAGCUUCCCGUUGAUAAGUCUACAGGCAAAGCUUGAGGGGCAGAUGCCUUUAGAAAAGAACAAAACCCAGUCGGAGUCUGCAAGGAUAAGAUUCGCGGGGCAGACUAACCGAGAUACUUACGGGAGGUUCUAUGCCCAUCCGGCUAGUGAAAUAGAUAGACCAGCAAACUACCUUAGAAUUACAAGUCGAAGUAAGCAUAUUAAAAACCGCCGCGGAAUGGGGAUAUAUCAGAGUUUGAGUUUCUGGAUCGAAUUAAAUAAGCCUCUGGGCUCUAAGGAGAACCAAGUCAAUAUAGAGAAGAAAACUCUUUUCUUCUAUAGGCGAAGGGUUCUGCCACAGAGAGACCUUUUAGCUAAUAUAUUUCCUAAGAAGAUUUCUCUGAGACGAGCCCUGGAAGCACUAGAAUUUAUCUGCAAAGAUAUAUACUCUGUUGUAUAUCGUGCUACUCUCCAGCCUGAGGAUGGAAAAUAUCUUUGUAGAAAGUCAAUUGAUGAGUGA